GCAAGGACGACAAAGAGGACGCGGCGAUGGAGGAGUUCCGGCAAAUGUUCGCCGUCCAUCGCCGGGAUGUUGAAGCUGUCUGGAACAUCAACAACAACGCCAAAUCCAGAGGAGAGUGUCAGGUGUACGUGGAGGUGAACGAGCUGAUGAAGGACCAGGACCAGCAGGCCUACUGGCAGGAGACGAGCCGAUGGGCGGGCUACGAGGAGAGCUUCGACCCCCAGGCAGGGACCUGGGGGUCCUCACACAUCUCCUACCUCACCUUCAAGAGCCUCAUUCGGCUCCGGCGUACCAUGAACACAGGUGUGGUGAUUUUUGACUGUGCGGAGACGACCCUGUCCAGCAUUGCUGAAAAGAUGGUUGAGGCAAUGGUCAACAAGAAAGAGAUCAGGCCAGGUGACAGGGAAGGGGUGCUGAAAUCUCUGCUGCACAACCGCAGCCAAACCACCGACCCAGAGAGCCAAGCCCUGACCGACGUUGUGGAGAUGAGGAAGUUUUCCGUCAGAGAGAGGAGGGACGCAUCUGAAAGUGUUGAGGCCUCCAUGGUGCUAGUAGGAGCUUUGGACUUCUUGGAGAGGCCAACGGUUGCGUUUGUGCGGCUGAAGGAGCCGGUGGUGUUGGACUCUGCCCUGGAGGUCCCUGUACCUGUCCGCUUUGUCUUCGUCCUGGUGGGCCCCAGCAAGAGCGAGAUCGACUACCAUGAGACUGGCCGAGCCAUGGCGGCCCUCCUCGCUGAUAAAGUGUUCAACCAGGCGGUAUUCCAGGCACAGGAUGCCAGCGAGCUCAUCGACGCCGUGGCCGACUUCAUGGACUGCUGCAUUGUGAUCCCUCCCACCGAGAUCCAGAACGAGGCGAUGCUCACCUCCAUCAUUGGUUUCCAGAAGAAGCUCCUGCAGGACAGGAUGCGGCCCUCUGACCCUCAGCUGCGCCUGGAUGUCAAACCUCGCAGGCUGUCCAAAGCUUCUGGGCCUCCACCUGAGGACCCGCUGGCCCGCACAGGUCGGCCGUUCGGGGGGAUGAUGCGAGACAUCAGGAGGCGUUACCAACACUAUAAGAGUGACAUCACGGACGCUCUUAAUGCCCAGGUCCUUGCUGCUGUCAUCUUCAUCUACUUCGCUGCCCUGUCACCUGCCAUCACCUUUGGAGGACUGCUGGCCGACAAGGUGGAAAAUAUGAUGGGCGUGCCUGAGCUCCUCAUCUCCACCUGUGUCCAGGGGAUCAUCUUCUGUUUUGUUGCCGCCCAGCCUGUCCUGGUCAUUGGCUUCUCCGGUCCUCUCCUGGUGUUUGAGGAGGCUUUCUUUGCUUUCUGUAAGUCUCAAGACUUUGAGUAUAUUGUGGGCAGAGUGUGGGUUGGCGUGUGGUUGGUCAUCAUUGUGGUGCUCAUCGUGGCUUGUGAGGGCAGCUUCCUGGUGCGCUUCAUCUCCCGCUUCACCCAGGAGAUCUUCUCCAUCCUCAUCUCGCUCAUCUUCAUCUACGAAACGUUUGCCAAGUUGGGCAGGAUCUUCAAGGCCCACCCACUGAUCUUGAAUUACGACCAUCUGAACGCGACAGUGGAAAACCCCUGGUACCCAGUGAUAGUGGAGGAGCAAAUCUAUGACAAUGCCACUGGUAAUUUAACUGUGCUCACGACCACUGUUAACCGAGCCUAUCCCAACACCGCCCUACUCUCCAUGUGUCUCAUGUUCGGCUGCUUCUUUAUCGCCUACUUCCUGCGCCAGUUCAAAAAUGGGACCUUUCUGCCUGGAAAGGUCAGACGUUUGAUGGGUGACUUUGGUGUGCCCAUUGCCAUCUUCCUCAUGAUUGUUGUGGACAUUAGCAUUGACGAUACUUAUACCCAGAAACUGGUUGUCCCCAAAGGUCUGAUGGUGUCCAACCCAGACAAAAGAGGCUGGCUUAUCAAUCCCUUCGGGGAACACAAAGCCUUCCCUGUGUGGUUGAUGUUUGCCUGCUGUGUACCGGCCAUACUUGUCUUCAUCCUGAUCUUUCUAGAAUCUCAGAUCACUACCCUGAUUGUGAGUAAACCAGAGCGGAAAAUGGUCAAGGGCUCUGGGUUCCAUUUUGACCUGCUGGUCCUGGUAGGGAUGGGAGGACUGGGUGCCAUAUUCGGGGUGCCCUGGCUCAGCGCUGCAACAGUGCGCUCCGUUACUCAUGCCAAUGCCCUGACAGUCAUGAGUAAGGGGCCAAAGCCUGAGAUUGAGAAGGUGAUGGAGCAGCGGGUCAGUGGGAUUCUGGUGGCCCUGCUGGUUGGUCUAUCCAUUCUAAUGGAGCCCAUCUUGAAGAUGAUUCCGAUGGCUGCCCUAUUUGGGAUCUUCCUCUACAUGGGUAUCACUUCACUUAAUGGCAUCCAGUUGUGGGAUCGCAUGCUGCUUCUCCUCAUCCCUAAAAAAUACCACCCUGACGAACCGUAUGCCACUAGGGUUAGCACAGGGAGAAUGCACUUAUACACGGCCAUCCAGAUAGUGUGCCUUGCAAUCCUGUGGAUUAUUAAGUCCAGUCCAGCUUCUCUGGCGCUCCCCUUCAUCCUGAUCCUCACCAUACCCCUGCGUAUGUUGAUGACUGGACGCCUCUUCACCGAACUGGAGAUGAAAUGUUUGGAUGCUGACGAUGCAAAGGUGGCAUUUGAGGAGGAGCCAGGACAGGACGUAUACUAUGAAUCUCAGAUGCCAUUGUAGGAGACUCCCAUGACAUUUUCCAUUAUCCCCCCUGGCAUUGAGAAAAAGACCUUCGUUCAGUUUUAGCUUACAUUAAAUUGUUUUGAUUGUUAUUUUAUAU
Lampris incognitus (smalleye Pacific opah) is the source of this 2772-nucleotide messenger RNA. RefSeq names its product solute carrier family 4 member 1b (Diego blood group) (gene slc4a1b). Lineage: Eukaryota; Metazoa; Chordata; Actinopteri; Lampriformes; Lampridae. Gene Ontology annotation, cellular component: plasma membrane; basolateral plasma membrane. Gene Ontology annotation, molecular function: solute:inorganic anion antiporter activity; monoatomic anion transmembrane transporter activity; bicarbonate transmembrane transporter activity. Gene Ontology annotation, biological process: bicarbonate transport; regulation of intracellular pH; monoatomic anion transport. The transcript has 18 exons. The record is from RefSeq and is a predicted model, not a curated record. Bases 27 to 2672 code for a protein of 881 amino acids.